UGCCACAGUCAGAGAGUGUGUUGAAAGUAAAGUGUCUAUGUCGUUUGACUCAAAAGAAUUUUUGUAUGUAGUCUUUCUUGCAUAUUGUGGACUCCACUCUUCUGUUGUGUAAAAAAAAAUGGCAGUGAUAUGGGAUUUUGACAUAACAACAAACACAUCCAGAAAAAUAAAUGGCAUUAUUCCAACAUUAUCAUUACCAACAAGUUCGAGCAGUUCAAGUAUGUCAUCGGUGGAAAAUAGUGACGGUGACGAUGAGAAUCCACUUGAAGGUGAAUUAAAAAAUAUCCGAACAAUAAUAUCGUUAACGCGUGAAAAUGUUGAUGCGUUAAAUGAUCGCUUUGCUGGCGAACAAAAUCCACCGACCAUGUACUUGGAAGAGUACCGUGAUCUAACUGAUAAAUUACAUGAAUUAAAAAUUAAGGAACAGAAAUUAAUGGAUCGAAUUACUCGACGGAAAAAGAGAAGAGUUAGCGAAGAAACACGCUUUACUGAUUUAGAUACUAAGGGUGCAAGCGAUACAACAUCAAACAAUGAAAUGGACAUGAGUGGUUCUCAAAAGUUAUUUUUACGUGCCCAUCUACCAAAUCAACAACGUACCAUGGUCCAAGUACGUGCUGGCAUGAGUCUAAAGAAGGCAUUAGCAAAACCAAUGAAGCUACGUAAUUUAACAUGGCAGAUGUGUAGUGUGUAUCGGGGUGAUGAACGUGAUUGUGGUUUACGAAUACCAUGGGACAUUGAUAUAUCAACGUUAGAUUGUUGUGAGAUUACGGUUAAAAUAUUGGAUCGGUUUCCGGUUGCCACAAGUAUAUCACAUAAUUUUGUGCGAAAGACAUUCUUUUCGUUAGCGUUUUGUGAAUGUUGUCGACGAUUAUUGUUCCAAGGAUUCUAUUGUCGUACGUGUGGUUAUCGUUUUCAUCAGCGAUGUUUUAGUGGUGUUCCAGCACUGUGUCAUCAGGAUCAUUUAGUGGAUAGAUAUUAUCAAGCAUUAUUAGCCGAACAACCAUCACCGAAUAGUUUACAUGUGCCAGUAUCAAAUCGACCUGUCCGACAUCCACGAAGCCUAGCGCACGGUGAUCGAUCGAGUUCCGCACCGAAUGUCUGUGUAAAUUUAGCUAGAAAUCCAAGUAACAAUGAUCGUGGCACAUCUUCAUCAUCACGUUAUCCAGGUGCUAACACCGUUGAAGGUGGUGACUACACACCGGCCAGUACACCAACUGGAUCUAGCAAACAUGGCAGUGCAAAUAGUUCACGAAAAACAAGUGAUGAAACAUUACCACAGCAUACACGGAGCACAAAUCAAUCACCAAAAACAUCAAAUAAAACUCGACGACCUCGUGCACGUAGUGCAGACGAAAGUAAACCGUUGUUAGGUCCACGUGAAAGUAUUGAAGAUUGGGAAAUACCAGCCGAUGAAAUUCUAUUAGGUCCACGUAUUGGUUCCGGGUCGUUUGGAACUGUGUACAAAGCACAUUGGCAUGGGCCCGUUGCAGUGAAGACGUUGAAUGUUAAGAAUCCUACACAAGCUCAAUUACAAGCGUUCAAGAAUGAAGUGAGUGUGUUACGGAAGACACGACAUGUAAAUAUUUUGUUAUUUAUGGGAUGUGUGAGCAAGCCAGAACUUGCGAUCGUUACACAAUGGUGCGAAAGUUCAAGUUUAUAUAAACAUUUGCAUGUUUAUGAGAAUAAAUUUGAGUUGUUGAUGGUGAUUGAAAUCGCUAGGCAAAUCGCUCAAGGUAUGGAUUACUUACAUGCGAAAAGUAUCAUCCAUCGCGAUUUGAAGUCAAACAACAUAUUUUUACAUGACGACAUGACAGUGAAAAUAGGUGAUUUUGGUCUAGCAACAGCGAAAACUGGUUGGUCUGAUUCUACAUCGUCCCAUCAACCAUCCGGAUCAAUUCUAUGGAUGGCUCCCGAAGUGAUACGUAUGUCAAUUGGUAACCCGUACAGUUUUCAAUCGGAUGUCUACGCAUUCGGUAUGGUCCAAUAUGAAUUGCUAACCGGCCAAUUACCAUACACGAACAUAAACAACAAAGAUCAAAUCUUAUUUAUGGUGGGACGUGGUUAUUUACGACCUGAUUUAGAUAAAAUACGAUCGGAUGCACCGAAAGCGUUAAAACGUUUAGUUGAAGAUUGUAUUAAAUUUAAUCGUGAUGAUCGUCCAUUAUUCCGACAGAUUUUAGUCUCGUUGGAGGGUUUAAUACGAAAUUUACCAAAAAUUCAUCGUUCAGCAUCUGAACCGAACUUACAUAGGACAUCACCGUCAUCCGAUGAUUUUUUAUACGCUUGUAAUAGUCCAAAAACACCAUUAAAUUUUGGACCAUCAAAUAAUUUUUCAUUUUUUACAUCGGGAACAGGGAACAUUUAAUUGUGAUAUUUUCUUUCGUUUUUUUUUUUUUUAAAUUUUUUUUUAUUUUUCUCUUGUGUUGCCCAGACGAAAAAUUGUGAAAUAUUUCUAUUGAAUUUCGAUCUGCUUGGUGCUUAUAGAUACGGAGUUGUUCAGUAAGAUGUUAGCACUUAUACAGGAUGCGCUAUCUUUAGUGGUCGGUAUGUAAACAUAAACUUAAUAACUUUAACUAGUGAAGAUAAAAGCUUGAUUUUUUUAUAUAAAGUUGGACUAAGUCUAAAUCAAUUCUUAAAAUUUUAA
Chrysoperla carnea is the source of this 2644-nucleotide messenger RNA. Its product is annotated as raf homolog serine/threonine-protein kinase Raf. Bases 119 to 2365 code for a protein of 748 amino acids. The record is from RefSeq and is a predicted model, not a curated record. Gene Ontology annotation, molecular function: ATP binding; protein kinase activity. NCBI's taxonomy places the organism in Eukaryota, Metazoa, Arthropoda, Insecta, Neuroptera, Chrysopidae. The transcript has 4 exons. Gene Ontology annotation, biological process: protein phosphorylation; signal transduction.